GCAGCUCAGGGGCUGGCAGGAAGGCUCGAGACACGGACCAUGCCGGCACUGAGCAUGAGCAAGCGUGUGUCCUGGCUGGGAGCAGUGCUCGACUAAAAGGACUGGUCAAAAACACAAGCGCAAGCAGAGCUGGGGGAGCACGCCUGCUCUUGCGUAGGUAAAGACAGCCAGGAGGAGACGUCUCUUCCAGGGGGUCGCAGGCUGCUUUUUCCCUGACUGGUGCUUCUGCGGCGGCUGCGUUGUGUGAGGCAAAGUUGUGCGUUUCCACUGGUGGGCGGAGACCCAAACGCAGAGACCAGCAGCCGACUGGGAGCAGCAGCAGCAGCAGCAGGAAGAACUGCUGCAGUGUCCUCCUAAGAACGAGCAGCAACAUCAACAUCAUCGCCAGCAAUAGGAGCACAGUGACAUUGACAUUUGUUUUACCCCUGUGGUUAAGUAAAACAAGAAAUAUGAUGACAGGCUAAAUAUUCAGGUCCUGAAGAGGAGUCAAAAUUGACUGUUUUUUAAAACCUUCAAACAUUGGUAGGUCUUUUCUUCAACCAUGUUAAAGAGAACCAAUGAUGCCUCCCUCUUCCUUGGCAUUUACCACCUGCCAUCUUGCUAGGACUCGAGUCCAGAAUGAACAUAGCAGCCGUGUUUAAUGCCUUGCUUGUGUCUGUCCUUGCUGCUGUGCUGUGGAAAUAUAUCAAGCUACGAGAGCACGUCUUUGUACUGGAAGAGGAACUGCUCCUCACCCGGCAGUCCCAGGAGCUCUCUCAGGUCCGCAUUGACUACCAUGCUGCUCUUCAAGCCCUUGUGGAAGAUGGCACCAGGAUGGUGUGCACCGGUAGAAUGCACACCGACCGUAUCUGCCGUUUUGAGUCUCUCUGUUAUUCCACCGAGGCAGAGGAAUUUGUCUUCUUCCACAGUAACUCCUCAGUCAUGCUUCCCAGCCUGGGCUCCAGAAGGUUCCAGCCUGCCCUGCUUGAUCUCUCAUCGGUGGAGGACCACAACACCCAGUAUUUCAACUUCGUAGAACUGCCGGCUGCAGCACUGAAAUUUAUGCCAAAGCCAGUUUUUGUCCCUGAUGUGGCGCUGAUUGUGAAUAGAUUCAACCCAGACAACUUGAUGCACGUUUUUCACGAUGACCUCCUCCCACUCUUCUAUACCAUGCAGCAGUUCCCUGAUUUGGAUCUGGAGACGAGGCUGUUCUUCAUGGAAGGGUGGAGUGAAGGGCUGCACUUUGAGCUGUACAAACUCCUGAGCAGCAAACAACCGCUCCUGAGAGAGCAGCUCAAAACCCUAGGGCGGCUCCUUUGCUUUACUAAGUCAUAUGUGGGGCUGUCAAAAAUCACAACAUGGUACCAGUACGGCUUUGUUCAGCCGCAGGGGCCUAAGGCCAACAUACUGGUCUCUGGCAAUGAGAUCCGGCAGUUCACAAAGUUUAUGGUGGAGAAGCUGAAUGUUAGCUUGGAAGGAACCCCCAGCGAGGAAUAUAUUAUAGUGUUCAGUCGAACCAUAAACAGACUAAUCCUAAACGAGGCCGAACUUAUCUUGGCGCUUGCCCAAGAAUUUCAGAUGAAAACCAUUACGGUGUCCAUAGAAGACCAUACGUUUUCAGAUCUCGUACGUUUGAUCAGCAAUGCAUCCAUGCUAGUCAGCAUGCAUGGAGCCCAGCUAGUGAUGUCGCUCUUCCUGCCAAGAGGAGCCACUGUGGUGGAACUCUUCCCUUAUGCCAUAAACCCUGAACAUUACACACCUUACAAAACUUUGGCCACUCUUCCAGGCAUGGACCUUCAGUACAUUGCCUGGAGGAACACUGAAAAGGAGAACACUGUGACCCACCCAGAAAGGCCCUGGGACCAAGGCGGAAUUGCACACUUGGACAGGGCAGAACAAGACCGCAUUAUAAAAAGCAGCGAAGUUCCCCGGCAUCUCUGUUGUCGAAACCCAGAGUGGCUGUUCCGUAUCUACCAGGACACAAACAUUAACAUUGCUUCCCUCAUCCAGGUGAUCAGGCAAACUGUGAAAUCGAAGCCUGGGCCCAAGAAGCCAAGGUGGACUAGUGGACUCUACCCAGGCAAAGUCAGAGAUGCCAAAUGCCAAGCCUCUGUCCAGGGUGCCAGCGAAGCUAAACUCUCCGUGUCUUGGCAGAUCCCUUGGAACCUUAAAUACCUGAAGGUCAGGGAGGUGAAAUAUGAAGUGUGGAUACAGGAGCAAGGGGAAAAUACUUACAUGCCUUACAUCCUGUCCCAUCAGAAUCAUACAUUUUCAGACAACAUCAAGCCAUUCACGAACUAUCUGGUGUGGAUCCGCUGCAUUUUCAACAAAAAUCUACUUGGACCCUUUGCAGAUGUGCUGUUGUGCAGUACGUAAUACGUAACUGCCGUCGGCUUUUGGGAGUUGUGCCCCGGCAAGUGGCUUCCAGUGGUUGGGAGAUGGGGCCAUAGCUUAGGCGAUGGGGCCAUAGUUCAGUGGAAGAGCAUCUGCUCUACAUGCAGAAAGUCCCAGAUUCAAUCCCUGGCAUCUCCAGGUAGGGCUGGGAAAGACCCCUGCCUGAAACCUUGGAGAAGCUGCUGCCAGUCAGAUUAGACAAUACUGAGCUAGAUGGACCAAUGCUCUGACUGAGUAUAAGGCAGCUUCCUGUGUUCCUAAUACAAACCAGUCCCAUUGUUCUGUAGAUUUUAGAGAGUUGCAAAGGACUACAGACCAUGCUAGUGCCUAAGUGUCAAUUUUUAUUGCAUUCAGUGUGUCUUCUGUUCUCUGUGUGGCAUUAUUUCCAGUCGGUGUGUAAACUUUCUUGGUCCUUGAAAGUAGCCUACAGGCAUGAGGCUACAAACUGGAAACCAGAAUGGAACGUAACCGUUGUACCUCCAGCAGUAAUUUUGAAUCACUCUUCCUUGUGUGAUAAAUAUUUUAAGCCCAGAUUUACACUGGAAUUUAAUUAUCACUGGAUGGGUGAUUGCCUUCAUAUUCUCCACUGUUUUAAUUUACACCCCACCCCCCAAAAAAGUAUCUGUAUCCCAGAGCAAAAUACCAGCGUAUUCAUUAAAUUGUCGAAAACCUA
Molecule: messenger RNA, 3046 nt
Organism: Hemicordylus capensis (graceful crag lizard)
Lineage: Eukaryota; Metazoa; Chordata; Lepidosauria; Squamata; Cordylidae
Gene: POMGNT2
Product: protein O-linked mannose N-acetylglucosaminyltransferase 2 (beta 1,4-)
Exons: 3
Coding region: 619-2355 (578 amino acids)
Biological process (GO): protein O-linked glycosylation via mannose
Cellular component (GO): endoplasmic reticulum
Molecular function (GO): protein binding; protein O-acetylglucosaminyltransferase activity
Source: RefSeq, a predicted model, not a curated record